AUGGCCGAAAACGUGAACAAUGACCAUUUUAAACUGUCCACCCUCUUCAAUGUCAAGAACAAAGUGGCAUUGGUAACCGGUGGAGGCUCGGGCAUUGGCCUCAUGGCUACACAGGCUCUUGCUGUUAACGGUGCAAAAGUGUACAUUGUCGGUCGCACUCAAGAUAAACUCAAUCGCGUGGCCAAGUUAUAUGGCAAGGAUAUCGAGGGUCAAAUCAUCGCGUUACCGGCAGCGGACGUUUCGACCAAGGAGGGCGUGGAACAAGUGCACAAGGAUUUCGAAGCUCGCGAAAAGCAUCUCUCCAUUCUCAUCAAUAACGCUGGAGUAUCAAGUUCUGCAAGAGAAGACACUCAACGUCAAGACCCUCACGGGCUUCGUGAAACACUCUUUGACCAAGACGCUCAGACCGUAGAGGAUUGGCAAUCAGUGUACCGGGCAAAUGUAUGCCAGCUUUAUUUCAUGUCCUCGACAUUCCUACCGCUACUAAACAAGGGAACCGAGAUUGAACAUGGCUGGUCUAGCACAAUAAUUAAUAUAUCAUCGAUCUCCGGCAUUGUGAAGAUUUCUCAACAUCAUUUCAAUUAUAACACAUCGAAGGCGGCUGCUAUUCAUUUGACAAAAAUGCUUGCACAUGAAAUUACCUCCUCUGGCCUCAAAAUCAGAAUCAACAAUAUUGCUCCAGGGGUCUUUCCGAGUGAGAUGACAGCACAUGAGAGUGACGAGGCUCAGAAGAGUUCUCUGCCUAAGGAACGGUAUGAGAACAAGAUCCCGGCCGGAAGACCAGGGAAUGAUAAGGAUAUGGGAAAUGCAGUGCUUUACGCGGCUACUAACCAGUACGUUAAUGGGCAGACGAUCGUUGUGGACGGAGGCUACGUUCUAUCAACGGGCACUAUUUGA
This is a messenger RNA of Talaromyces proteolyticus, 897 nucleotides long. RefSeq names its product short chain dehydrogenase/reductase family. The transcript has 2 exons. The record is from RefSeq and is a predicted model, not a curated record. NCBI's taxonomy places the organism in Eukaryota, Fungi, Ascomycota, Eurotiomycetes, Eurotiales, Trichocomaceae. Gene Ontology annotation, molecular function: oxidoreductase activity. Bases 1 to 897 code for a protein of 298 amino acids.